This is a messenger RNA of Cinara cedri, 11357 nucleotides long. Lineage: Eukaryota; Metazoa; Arthropoda; Insecta; Hemiptera; Aphididae. The record is from the annotation of a GenBank genome assembly.
AUGGCAUUCAAUAACGCAUUGAAUAAUUCAAAACGUAUAAAGGAACAGAAAAAAGUUUUCAGAAUUGGGGAUGUUUUGUGGGCCAAAAUAAGCGGGUACCCAACUUGGCCCUGUAUAGUAUGCCCAGACCCUUAUACCAAAGACUUCAUCAAAGAAAAGAGUAAGUUUUUUAUAGUAUAUUAAACAAAAUAAUUGAUUUUGAAUAUGUUCAUAAUUUCGAUUAGUAAUAAGAAUUUUAAAAUUUAUAAUUUUAAUAUAAAUUAAGCUAUCUAAUAUGUUUUAUUCAAAGUUAUCUACUUAAGUUGUACUCUACUUAUAGUAAUUUUUUUAAAAUAUAACAGUUUAUUAAUUAUAUUAUUAAAAAAAUCACAAGUAGGUAUAUAUUUAUUGUAUAAAAGUAGACCUUCUGACUACUAACACUAUAUAUAAUUAUUGUGAUGCUUAAAAUCAAAAUAAACUGUUUAGGUUUUAAUAUUAUAUUGAUAAAAAAUCAAGUAACUGUAAUUUUAGAUUGUUUGUUCAUACAAUCAUACCCAAAGCUUGCCUUUUAAUAAUUAUCUAAAGAAAAUAUAAUUUUUAAAAUUAAUCUAAAAUGAAUAUUUUCAUUUUUUGUAGUUUUUGAUAAAGCUUUAUUGUUGAAGACCAAAUAAGUCUGUCUGGCUUCAUUUUAAGCAUUCCAAACAUGAUACCCACACCAGUUUGUAUGAACUAGUCAUACUAACUUGCAGUACACAAUAUUCAACACACAUUCACACAACUUAUCAUACUAUAAAUUGUAUAACUCCUUAUUUUUGUAUAUUGGUAAAAAGCGUCAUAAUAAUGUUAUUUAAUAUUAUAUAUGAUUAGUGUAUAUUAAAUGGAUCAAACCUUAAAUGUAUAGAGGAGCCCACACAUAUUACGAUUUGUUGUAUGACGAAAUUGUUGAACAAUAGGUGUUAUGCACAUUCAAACUUCAUCUCAUCCUAUAGUUGUACAAUUUGUCUUAUGAUUAACUGUAUUAUAUAUGAGAUGCUUUAUAGUUAUAGAUGUUAAAGCUAAAUAACUAACUAAAACAAUUUGCACAAUAGCAUCAUUAAUUUUAUUGAUUUAAAUGACUUUAAAAUCCAUUCUAAACUAAUCUAUCUUUAUAUUAAUCUUCAAUUAAGUUUAAUGGCCAUACUUUAUCUGUUAACAAACUAUGUUGUCACAAAUGCUCAUCAUUAAAAUUGACAAUUCAGUUUAUAAAACAGUAUUUUCUUUUUAUGGUUUUUAUCUGUUUCAUAGUUAAAAUAAUAAAAUUACAUUGAUCAUACAAAUUUGUAAAAUGUUAGAACAUAAAAUGAAUGGUUUGAUGUACAUGCUGGUAAUUAAUAUUUUACAAGAGUGGGAUCUCAUUGCUAAAAAUUACACCUUAAAAUAUGCUUUUAAAAUGUUAUAUUUUCAAGUUCUGUUACAAUAAAAAUUAUGGUGUCUGUUUUGUUGACAAUGCACCAUAUACUAAUAACCAUUAAAAAAAUAAAGUGCAAUUUUUUCCGUUUAGAUGAGUCAUUAAUUAAGGGGACUUUUAACGUGUAUAGCUCUGAAACUAAGCCAGAUAGACUUAGUAUGUCUAAAACAAAAAAGGUUUGUUAUCAAAAACUACAAAUUAAAUAAUUAAAAAAAACACUAAAAAUGUCAAUUUUUGUACUCAUUUUGGAUUAUAAUUCCAAAAAUGCUAAUUUCAAGAUUUAUGUGCACCAACUAUAAAAUUAAAUAAGUCAGUAAGUUUUGAUUAAACCUAUGGAUAAAACCAAAGCAAUAAAAACCACAUAAUUAGAAAAAUUAACUAAGAAACAUUUUUCACUAUUUUAAUUUACAAGUACUCAUUUUGAUAAAAAAAAAAUCGCUCAAUGCUAAAGUAAUUUUUCUUAUUUUUCUAAUGAACACAAGUUAUAAAAUUCAUCAAUAAAAUAAAUCAAAAAAUAAAAUCUAAAUAAAAAAUAAAUCUAUACCUAAUAUUUUUUUUUAAGGAUUAUUGAAUAUCAUGAUAUUAUUAUAGCAUAGAAAUUAUUUUAAUUUGUCAUGAGAUAUUUUUUUUAUUAUUGUGUUACACCAUUAACAUCCUAAGUAGUAAAUAGAUUUAUUUUUUUCAGAAAAUAAUAAUGUCUCUCUACACGUACGAUUUUUAAAUGACCAGGGAAAAAGAAGUUGGGUGAAAAACACUGUUCUGUUUCAGGGAAAAAAAGCUUUAUUUUCUGCAUAUCCAAAAUAUAAAGUGAGUAUCCAAAAUUAUCUACAUUUUAAAAAGAAAAAAAUAUUUUACAUUGCAUAAUAUGUUUUAGUUCAAUUUCCAAAAAAAAAAGAAAUUAUUUAUGAUGUGGAAAUUGGCCAUUACAGAGGCAAAAGAGCUAUUGAAGUUUAAUGAGUAAUGAUGUUUAUGAUUAUAUUUUGUUUAGAAUUCAAAUGAUAUACUUAUUAAUUUAAAUCAUAAUAUACUAUAUGUGUGGGCAAUUUUUCAGAGAAAGAAGAUUAAAACAAUUUUAUACAAAAUAUUCUAUUCCGGAUGAUUCUGAGAGUAAUACUGUAUGUCAAAAUAGUUACAUGUAAUUUAUAAAAAAUAUUGUUAACAGGAUUAAUACCGCUCUUCCUUAUUACUUUUAGUCUAUGUCACAUUCAAGGAAACAGCCUAUACCAGACCAAGCCUCUUUCAGUUCAAAAAGGUUCAAAAAGACAGAAAACAAAUCUUUGGAUGGUUGUGUAAACAGUAAGCUUACAAAAACUUAUCCACUAAAAAGUUUCACUAAUUGAUAAAUAUGACUUAUUUGAUUUAAUAGAUACACCAAUGACUUCUACUUCUACCGAUCCUUUGUUAUAUUCAGAAAUAGAACAUGAAUCAAGGUAUGAUAUAUGUAUAUGAAAUAUUUAUAACUAUAAUAGUUAUUUUCUAUUUUUGAAUUUUUAUUUAAAUUUUUUAUCUAAUAAUAUACAUUCUUCAUAUACAGUUAUUGAACUGAUCAUCUGUCAUCCUAGACCUAUAGAUAUGUUGAUAGAGGUAUAUAUUAACUCUCUUUAUAGCAACCUUGCCUUAACUGUGGUCUUCAUGUAUACUGUAAGUGGUCCCCAAAACGAAAACAGUGCAUUCAUGCUAAUAGGUACUACUAAAUAUUUCAGUUGGAUGACCUAGUAUUGAAAUGGAAUUUUCGAGGAAUGAUAGGGAGUACCCAAAUACACAUUUUCAGAAAAAUUUCAAUUUUUUAACCAUUUUGGUACCCGCAUGCUCAAUACAACUUACUUUUUUUUUUAAAUCAACACCAUAUUUCCUGUACAGAUAUGGAUAUCCGUUACCAGUGCCUGGUAGAUUAACAUUUUUUCAUUUUAAAAAAUUAUAGGCAUUGGGAGAUUUGUAAAAUAAUGUUAAAGAUAAUUGUUUUUCCAUCAAUGACUAUGGAUGCAUUGUUACUAUUGAUUUUGAAUUGGUUGGCGGAAAAUUAAAUUAAUUAAUUAUAUUAUUAAUGUCACUAUGAUUUUUAAACAUGUUUAAAUUCUUUUUUUAAUUAAGUAGUACAACAUCUUUUAUUUUUAAAAAAGUUAAAUAGUGUUUGUAAUUAAUUUUCAGUUUUUUUUUCAUUGAUGUAUCAUCCUAAUCAAAUUUAUUUUUGAUACUAGGGCUGGGCAUAUUUAUUAUAGUUUGUAUAUUUUAUUGUUUCAAUGUAACUGGAAAUGAAAACAUCAACUCUUUAAUGUGAGGACAUUGUAUGAUCAUAAAAAUGUUUCAGAGUUAAAUAUAAAACAGCAGUAGAACUUAGUAUUAAUUUUCGUUUUUCUGAGUAUACUAGUUAAAAAGGUUCAAAAAACAAAAUAAAAUACUUACAUUAAGUUUACUUCAUCGCCUACUUAUAAAUAUUGUUUUUUUUUUAAAAAAAAUAAAUAUUUAUUAAAAUAUGCACAUAUAUUACCAGACAUUUUGAAAGAAUCUUUUUAAAAGUAGGUACCAAUUCAAUAUACAUUGCCAGACAACAGACUAAGCAUGUGAUAGAAAUAAUUAAUAUUAUUAGGAACUAAAAUAAAUUAGAGAUUACUAAACGAUAACAAUAUUAUGUUUAUGUAUAUUACAUUAAUUUGUAACAAUUUAUACUUAUGAUUAAAUUUUUUAAAAUAAAAAGAGUUUCCAAGUCUGAUAAAGAAAUAUAUUGCAUAAUAAUCAAAUCACUAGAUGGCAGCAUAUUUCAAAACUUACUCUGGUGAUGUUGUUAAGCCAGAUAUAAAAGAAAUAUUCUCAUUUACAAUUAAUUUAUGAAAUUUAUCUUCUAGUUAAGUUUUAAUGAUAUUACAUUUUCCUUAAUUUUGGUUUCAGAGAAAAAUCCCAGCCAACUUCUGAUAGAAAUUCAGAAAACAUACAACAACCAAAUGCUCAGUCAUCAAAAAAAGUUAAAAGGUAAUAAUUACAUAACAUAAUCUUAAUGUAUAUAUAUGUAGAUUUGUAAAUUAAUUAUUAGUAUUUUUAUAAUAAAAAGAGUUUCCUAGUCUAAUAAAAACAUAAUUUAAAUAAUGAUAAAUCCACUAGAUAGAAGCAUAUUUCAAAAUUUACUCUGGUGAUGUUGUUAAGCCAGUUAUAAAAAAAAAAUUCUCAUUUACAAUUAAUUUAUGAAAUUUAUCUUCUAGUUAGGUUUUAAUGAUAUUACAUUUUCCUUAAUUUUGGUUUCAGAGAAAAAUCCCAGCAAACUUCUGAUAGAAAUUCAGAAAUCAUACAACAACCAAUUGCAGAAUCUUCUAAAAAAGUUAAAAGGUAAUAUUUAAAUAACAUUAUAUUACUAAAUAUACAUAGAUUUUUAUACUUAUUAUCAAAUUUUAUAUAUUAAAAAAAGUUUCCAAGUCUGAUAAAGAAAUAUAUUGCAUAAUAAUCAAAUCACUAUUUUGACUGCAUAUUUCAAAACUUUCAUUUGUGUUGUUAAGCUAGUUUUAAAACAUAACCUCAAGAACAUUAAAUUUGAUUUAUAUUUCUUCUAGUUUGAAGAAGCUGGUGGUAAAAAUAUAAUUUGGAGUGAUGUUCUUAUUUUAAUACAGCCUGUUUUGUUUUUAGAAAGGUUUUUAGAAAGCAUUUUUGUUUUAGAAAAAAACUGCCACCAUGUCCUGAUAAUUAUGAAGAAAAUGAUACUGAAGAAGAUAGACAAUCUGAUUUAACAAGAAAGACUCAAAUUCUAAAGAAAACAAAAUCUUUUCUUUCACGAUGUAAAUCAUUUAGAAAAUCUUUGUUAAAGGAAGCCCAGUAUCAUGCGUGUGUUGUUUGCACUGAUGCAAACAAUACUGUGAAAUGUGAGGGUUCAUGCAACCUUCAUUUUCAUAGACACUGUUUUGCUAUUAAUCGACAAAAAAUCAAAUCAACAACAAAAUUUAAAAAAGGAUCUGGUAAAAGGAAUAAAAGGAGAUCAUCAACAGUGAAACAGAACAUGGAUAAUUUAAAUGAAAAUUUGGUUCAUGAACAAUUAGUUCAAAAUGAUUUCAAUAAUAAAUGCAGCCAAUGUACAGAUGGUAAAAGUGUCUGCUUUGUGUGUGAAUCUCCCAUUGAUAAGAAAGAAGAACUAGUCAGUUGUAAAUUCAGUUAGUGAAAUAUAUUACUAUUUUUUCUUUUUUGUUUUAUUUUUAUUUUUUACAAAUGUGUUAUAAUUUUAUUUGGAUGACUAAUAAUUUUUUCAUAUUUAUUGGUUUAUUUUGUCAAUAUUAGUUUUUUUUUUUUAAAAAGAAAUUGAUAUUUUUAAUGAAAAAUGAUUAUAAUAUCCUUACUGUAUGAAAGAAGUAAUAAACGAAUUUAAGUUUUUAAAUGGUAUUGGUUUUAUUUCAUUAACUUAUAUUGGAUAUCAGGUUAAUGUUGUAUCAGUUCAUUCCUAAUAUACAUGUAUCAUAUUGGGUUUUUAGUUUAAAUCAAUUUUUUCAAAUUAAAAAUUUUAUUAAUAAAUUUUAGGAUGGAUGAAUUAAAAACUUGAAUUUAUUUUAUUUCUUUUAUUGCCAUUGAUAAUGUAUCAUUAAAGUUAAGAUUUUUUUAUUUUUUAAAUAUUGGUAAAAUAUUUUUUAAGUUAUACUAUCUCAUAUAAUUCAAUAACAGGAAAAAGAAUAAGUUUUUGUAUAACUAAAACUAUCAUUGUCUUUUUUAUUUAUAGAAAAUUGUAGUAAUUUUUUUCAUACGAAUUGCUUAGAAGAAUGGCCACAAAGCCUAUGGAUACAGGACAAUCGUGUUAUGUGUCCUCAUCAUAAUUGUCAUUUUUGCAUUUCUGAUAAUCCUCUAAAAGGAAGGAAAACACAUGUCCUUACUGGAAAACUAUUAAAGUGUAUAAAAUGUCCAACAUCAUAUCAUCGAAGUAUUAUAACUAAUAAAAAUGAAUUAUUAAUCAUAUUUAUAAUAUUUUAUAUUAUGUAGGUGAAUACUGUUUAACAGCUGGCAGUAAAGUUUUAUCAUACUUUGAUAUUAUUUGCAAUAAACAUAUAGAUACUAAAAAUACUAUACGCCAUUACAAUACUCGCUGGUGUUUAAUUUGUGCAAAAAGUGGGUAUAAAAAUAUUAAAUAGGUAUUAAAUUAUUUUGAUAUAUUUAGUAAUAUAAUUCUUCAAUAUAUUUCAUUAAGGUGGUGGUCCAUUGGUUCGCUGUGAACUCUGUCCAAAUUCUUUCCACUUCGAAUGUUCAAAUGAUGAUCCAUCACAAUUUGAAAAUGGUGGUUUUAUUUGUGAUGAAUGCAAAUCUGGCCGGUUUCCUGUGUAUGGUGAAAUCGUUUGGACUAAACUAGGAACUUAUAGGUACAGUACAACAUUUAAUUCGUUAAAUUAUUAUUAUAUUUUUUUUAAAUUGUUUUUAUCAAUUUUUAUUUGUAUACAGUGUGUCCUACAAAGAUUGAUACACAUUGUAAUAUCUUCAGAGAUAUUAAAGAUAAUCAAAUUCUGUUCAUUUUUAUAUAUAUAUUUAACUCACAGCAAUAAGGACUACAAAUAUUAUAAUAGCCUUUUUAUAGUAAAUUUUUCUGAAAAUUUUGAUCUAUAAACUUAUUUUCAUUAAAUUUGUGAUUUUUAAUUAUUUUUUAAAUUCAGAGAAAUAAUCAAUUAGAAAAUGCAAUUAUGGCCUGCUGCAUAAUUUAAGGUACUUUUCUCUGAAUUUAAAAAAAUUAUUGUCAUAAACUAUAUACUUACAUUAUAUAAUUUUAAAUGUGAUACAUUUAAAUUAUCUAGACUGUCCUUGACAUCAAGGCUGUCACCUGAGUGACUAUGUGGUUAUGGGUCAUGCUAACUCAAGGAAAGCUUUAGGUCAAAUGGUCUCGCAAGCAGUCUCGGCUGUGAACUGGGGUAUCUCCCUGGUGCCUACUCAGUCUAUCCGCGGGCUUUCACCACACCGAAGGCUGUCCGUGACCAAAAACGGAAAGGAGUGAGUUAGGCUGCGGCCAUACCAAUAGCGGGGAAUGGGCAAAGCUUAACCCAUUUGUAUACUCCGUUGCGUUUAUGGCUCCGUUGUUUCGGGAUUCCACAGUGCUUAGAAUGACACAGGAGAACGCCAAAUCGGCUCGCCACUCAGGAAACUCUUGAACCUUCGCGCCUCCUAACUAGCCAUAGGCUAACACAGGGUGUGCGGUUGUAGAGAGAGAUACUCACCCAACAAAAUCGGAUUUAAUUGUUCUUGACAUUAAUUAAUCUCUAUAAUCAAUGCUCUUCCUUCUACAUAACAUAAUAUAUAAUUUAUUGUUUAUCUGUAUACGAAGAUUAACCAUUGCUAAUGAAAAAUGAUUAUGAGGUUAAUAGUGUUGUCUUGUCAAAAAUACUAUUGUAAAAUAAUUAUAAUAGGCAUUCUUUUUAAUUUUUGUGUAAAUAUAUUUUUUCCUAUUUUUCCAAAUUUUUUUUCCCCCCAUUUAUUGGGAAAAUUCCUAGAAAAAUCAAAAAAUGACCUCUCUAAAAUACCACCCCAUUCCGAUUUCCUUUUAGAAAAGCACUAGCAUUGUAAAUUGGAGCUUACUUGCUGAAAAUUUGUUCACAGGAAAAAAAAAUAAUCAUAAUUUAUAAAACCAAUACAUUCCUUGCUCCACUCAGAAUCUAAAAUGUAAUAAGAUAGUUGUGCUCAUCUUAUAGUUUAUUCCUCUGAAAGAUAUUUAUAUUUUAAACUUUGUAAUGAACACUAUAUUAUCUAAGAUACAUUUUUGGGGUUCUGAAAUUUUUUAACUCUAAUACUAACAUUAAAAAAAAUUAAAUAGUUUUUCUCUUUGGUUCAUAAUUUUAUAUUGUAUACUUUAUCCUUUUUCAGUGUUUACUUGCAUAAUUUGUAUGCUAUAAAAAAAUAUGUUUUGUUCAAUUUUAGAUUCUGAGUGGGGCUAAGAAGCUUAUGGUUUUACGAUUUUUUUUUUCUGUGGUUAACUUCUCUACCGCCAAUUUUGCUCCAAUUUUCAAUUUAUAGCACUUUUUCUGAUAGGAAAACGCAUUAGGGAGGUACUUUAUGUUAGUCAUUUUUUUUUUAUUUUCCCUGGAGUUUUCUUAACAUAUAGGAAAAACCAUGAAAAAUGUAAGAAAACGAAGAAAUAGAUACAAUAUUAAAUUAAUAUUAUUAAAGAAAAUAUAUAAUGAGUAUGUAAUUAUGUUAUGUAUAAUUAUUUAUAUAACAUACAUAAUUACUGACAAAGCAACACUAUUAAUGGAACUACUUAUAAUCGGUUUUUCUCAAGCAACUGUUAAUCACUGCAUACAAAAUAUUACAAUAACAGUAGCUGCACUCAUUCUCAUUAUCCUCGGACAGCUUUUUCAAUUUAAAAUUAAAUAGUUUUGUACAAUAUUGUAAUAAAAAAAAAAAAAAAAACAAAAAUGUUAAUUUUAUUAAAUUAAGGUUACCAAGAUUAUUCCUUUAUUUUAGGUGGUGGCCGGCACAAAUUAUGUUUCCAGAAGAAGUUCCAGAUACAGUUAAUGCAAAAGAGCAUUCUGUUGGAGAAUUUGUAGUACAAUUUUUUGGAACACUGGAUUAUUGUUGGAUGAACCGUGGACAAGUAUAUUUGUUUGAUGAAGGGGUAAAAAUUUGUUUUCACAUAUGAUACAAUAAAGUAUAUCAUUCCUAACACUUGUUGAUUUCUUAAAAGCAAUCAAAACUAUUAUAAAUUUAUCAUUUACUAAAAUGUGUCUAUAGGUAAACUAAUAUAUACAGUGUGGUUGGCUUUAUCAUUGAAUACUCAUUAUUUUAAAAAGUAUUUAUUUUUUAAAAAUUAAGAAACAAGCAAUAGCUUUAAAAUGGUAUAUAACAAUUUUUUUUUGUGACUACCUUGUUUUGAUUUUCAAAUGGCAGCCUAUGUUAAAAAUUCUAUAAAUAGAUAAACUAUUAGUUAACUGUUAAUAUAUUUUGCUCUUAAGUUUGGCUAGGUAUGAGAGAUUUGUAAUAGAACACUUAUGGAACAUGCAACCAUACAAAUAGCACUACAUUACAAUUCUUUCCAUUCCUAAACUUAAAAUUUAUUCUCAUCAACAGAUUGUCAAAAAUCAAAAAAAAAUUGUUAACACUAAAAUGUUAUCAAACAAAUUCCAUCCAUUUAUGUAAUUUUAAAUAAUAUAGGUAACCAUUUUGAAAUAAUAAGUCGAUACAGCAAAACCUCUUUAUAACAAAUCUUCUAUAAGGUGGAAACCUCCUUGAAACAGAAGACAACAACAGUUAACUGGAAACUCCCUUGUUUUUGAAAAAAUAGCUGAUAUCCCGCAAAUUCUGUUAUAAGGAGGUUAUACUGUAUUGGUUUUAACUACAAAACUAAAGGUAAUAUUUGACUUUAAAGUGGUUUAUUUCUUAAUUUUAACAAAAAAAUGUUGAACAUAAUCAUUACUUUUCAAAAACAUCAAUGAUCUAUACAAUUAUAACAAAAUGUUUAUGUUUAAAAGAUAAUUAACAAAAUUUCAGGGUAAAUUAACUAACUGUUUUAACAAUUGUUAACUAACUUAUAAUAAUCUGAUAUUUUAGAUAUCACAUUUACCUAUAUAUAUCUGUGUGUGUGUGUGUGUGUGUGUGUGUGUGUGUGUGUGUGUAGAUUGAGCUAACGAAAUUGAGUUAAUAAAUUUCUUGUUUUAUCUUUUCAGGAUCAAGCACCUACAGUGAAAAAUAAAAAAAAGGAUAUAGAUCAAUUGUUCCAUGAUGCUGUUAUUGAAGCAAUUGAAGCACACAAGAUUUACAUUUCAAAUAAAAAUAAACGUGAUGCUUUAAUAGCAAAUAAAUCUUCUUUAGUAAAUUAUUAAAUUUCUUAAUUGUACCAAAUUCGUCUUUACAAUUCUUUUUUUUUUUUGUUAAAGAAACCUAUCCAUUAUGUUAAAAUCAAGUUUAACUGCCCUUUUGGCAAAUUAAAAUAUAAGAACUUGAAAACAUGUAAAAAAGACGCCAUUUGUAAAUGUGAUCCAAACGAGGAAGAUCCAUGUAGUCUUGACUCUAGUUGUAUAAAUAGGUAUUUAUUACAAUUUUCUUUUUGAAUUUUAUACUAAAUUUUGAAUUAUCUCCUAGACAAAUGCUUUUUGAAUGUGAUCCAAAAACUUGCCCUGCUGGUCAAAAAUGCAAGAAUCAAGAUUUUGAAAAACAAUUGGGCCCACAACUGGCUACAUUUUUAACAGAAAACAAAGGCUGGGGUGUUAAAACUUUGGAAAAUAUAAAACAUGGUUUGAAUUUUUAUAAUUUUUCUUAAAAAUACAAAUUGGUUGAUUAAUCAUUAUAAUUUUAGGAUCAUUUAUAAUUGAGUAUGUUGGUGAUCUUCUCAAUAAUGAAGAAUUUAAAAAAAGAAUGAAUGAAAUGCAAAGAAAUCAUGAACAAAAUUUCUAUUUUUUGAGUUUAGAUAAUUCUGUAAUAAUUGAUGCUGGACCCAAAGGAAAUUUAUCAAGGUAAAAUUAAUUUUAAUGGUUCAAUUGAUAUGAAGAUAAUUUGUAUACAGUACAAAAUAAUUCAAAUUUAAUGAAUUUUUUUUAAUAUUUCGCAACUAAUUUAAAAUGAUUGAAUUAUAAUUUUUAAAUUUAGUACUGAAUAUAAUAAUUUCAUAUUAAUUCAUUUUCUAAAUUCAUUAAUCUAAUCUAAUCAUAAACUUGAGUAAACUUUUCAUUUUUAUUGUGUUUAUUUAAUUUCUUAAAAAAUAAAAAUUGAAAUAAAUGUUUAUUAUGAAAUAUGUUAUGACACUGGAAACAUUGUAUUAAUAAAAUUUAUAUUUUAUUUUAAUAGAUUUAUGAACCAUUCAUGUGAUCCAAAUUGUGAAGCAGUAAAAUGGGUUGUGGAUGGGGAAUCUAGAAUUGGACUUUUUGCAUUACGUGACAUUGCUGCUGGUACAGAACUGGUGUUUAAUUACCAGUCAAGAAAAGCUAAAUGUAGGGAUGUUAAUAAAAAACCUUGUCAUUGUGGAGCUAAGAAUUGUUGUGAAUUCCUUGAGUUUUAA